Erythranthe guttata (spotted monkey flower) is the source of this 2389-nucleotide messenger RNA. RefSeq names its product Tetratricopeptide repeat (TPR)-like superfamily protein. Gene Ontology annotation, biological process: RNA modification. Gene Ontology annotation, molecular function: RNA binding; protein binding; zinc ion binding. The record is from RefSeq and is a predicted model, not a curated record. Lineage: Eukaryota; Viridiplantae; Streptophyta; Magnoliopsida; Lamiales; Phrymaceae.
AAAUAAUUAUCACUUAAAAAUUCCAACAAAACAUUUAUUGUAUUCUUUUACAAUUUUGCCCCAAGUCAAUUAAUAGUGUCAUUUUAUUAAGAUUUCCCUACAAUCUUCAGCCUAAGACAUUGUUGAUUGAAACCUUGUACUAAAACGAAGCAUGAUAAAUGCUGAAUCUUCAGCUAAGACGUUGGAAAACAAUUCAAAUAUCUAAACAUCUUCUCCACUAUGAUUCCUCCGCUCCUACUGUUCAUCACCCAAAUGCCGAUUCAGUCCCACAAACUAUUUCCUCCAAUUCUUCUUCGCCACAACUUCCUUGCGAAUUCUACCAUUCGCGCCACAUUAUCUCGUCCAACAAAAAGAUAACCUCCUAUAUUCGAGGUGGGGAUUUGAAUUCGGCGCUCGAAGUUUUCUCGAGCAUGAAGGUGAGGACUACCAUCACUUGGAAUUCGAUUCUAGCAGGUUUUUCCACCAAGCCUGGGAAAUUAAAAGACGCACAGCACUUGUUUGAUGAAAUUCCCCAACCAGACAUUUUUUCGUACAAUGUCAUGUUGGCUUGCUAUUUCAAAAAUUCUGCUAUUGAGGCUGCUAAAGAUUUCUUUGAUCGGAUUCCGGUUAAAGAUACUGCAUCGUGGAAUACCAUUAUUUCUGGGUUCUCAAAGAAUGGCAGGAUGGAUGAGGCUAGGGAGCUAUUUCGUAUAAUGCCCAUAAAAAAUGCAGUUACAUGGAAUGCUUUGAUAUCAGGGUACGUUGAAAUUGGCGAUAUGGAUUCAGCAUUAGAAUUAUUCGAAAAGGCUCCCGUGAAGAGUGUGGUUGCUCGGACGAGUAUAGUAACUGGAUAUAUGAGGUGUGGGAAUGUUGAAUUGGCCGAAAAGACAUUUCAAGAAAUGCCGGAAAAAAAUUUGGUAACAUGGAAUGCAAUGAUUGCGGGCUAUGUCGAAAACGGUAGAGGAGAGGAUGGUUUGAAAAUUUUCAAGAAAAUGUUGGAAUUGGGGAUUAAGGCCAAUCCGUCGAGUUUGAGUAGUGUUCUUUUGGCUUGUAGUAAUUUGUCGGUUUUGAAACUCGGAAAACAAGUUCAUCAGCUUAUGUAUAAGUCCCCUAAGUAUUGGGACACGACAGUAGGGACUUCGUUGAUCAGCAUGUAUUGCAAGUGUGGGGUUUUGGAAGAUGGAUGGAAAUUGUUUAUGGAGAUGUCGGUUAAAGAUGUGGUCACUUGGAAUGCAAUGAUUUCGGGAUUUGCUCAGCAUGGGGUUAGUCACAAAGCUCUCGAUUUGUUUAAUGAGAUGAGAAAUAAAGGAAUUAAACCAGAUUGGAUUACCUUUGUUGGAGUUUUAUCCGCCUGUAACCAUGGAGGAUUAGUAGAACUUGGGAUUGGUUACUUUGAGCAAAUGCAGAAGGAUUAUGGAAUUGGAGUAAAACCAGAUCACUACACGUGUAUGAUCGAUCUUCUUGGUCGAGCUGGUAAGCUUAACGAGGCUUUGGAUAUGAUUAAGAAAAUGCCGUUUGAACCUCAUUCAGCCAUAUACGGAACCCUUUUAGGCGCUUGCAGGAUACACAAGAACUUAGAAAUUGCCGAAUUCGCUGCGACAAAAUUGCUAAAUCUUGAUCCUAUUAAUCCAGCUGCAUAUGUGCAGCUUGCUAAUGUCUACGCCGCGAAGAAGAAAUGGGAAGGUGUUUCAAGAAUUAGAAGAUCGAUGAAGGAAAAUAAGGCGAUUAAAACACCGGGAUAUAGCUGGAUCGAGAUAAAGAGUGUGAUGCAUGAGUUUAGAUCAGGAGAUAGGGUUCACUCUGAACUGGAGUGCAUACAUGAAAAACUGAAUGAGCUCGAGAAAAAAAUGAAGUUGGCCGGUUAUUUGCCCGUUCUUGAAUCUGCUUUGCAUGAUGUAACAGAGGAGCAGAAAGAGCAAUUGCUCCUCGGGCACAGUGAGAAACUGGCGAUAGCAUUUGGACUAUUGAAGUUGCCGUUGGGUGUUCCGAUUAGGGUUUUCAAGAACCUGAGAGUUUGCGAGGACUGCCAUUUGGCCACUAAAUUUAUAUCGGGAAUCGAAGGAAGAGAGAUCAUUGUCAGAGAUGCGACGAGAUUUCACCAUUUUAAGGACGGGAAAUGCUCUUGCGGUGAUUACUGGUAGUAAGUAUCCAUGGUUAACUUUAAAUAAAUUAGCGCAACGAAACUAUCUUGAAGAUAUUAUUCACCAUCUCCGUCAUAUAGGUAAGUAAUAUACUAAUGAAUGCCAAAAAGACAAUUGCCAGCACAAAGUUGCAUAUCAGAGUCGAAAUUUAGUUUAUGUUUGCACAAUAUUGGUUAUAGUUCCCAGUCAAAUUUAGUAGUAUUCACCAAUACUUUUAGUUUGUACAAAUGUCUGUAAUAACUGAUGAUCAAACACAUGACAAAAAAGAA